AAGCGGGAGGCUAAAUUCGACGAUGCCGUGUCUCGCAUGAGGGAGAAUGGAGCGCAUCCGCGGCAUUUUCCCGGAGCAGGGAGCAUCGACGCUCUUCGCAGGCUGCUACAACGCCGGAAGAGAUAGGCGCCUCAUUAACUUCCAUCUCCUCAUGAGAUUGGGGGCUCCGAAUCGAAACGCUCGAUGAUGGGGAGGUGGGUUAAAAUUGGGCGUGAACUGAUUCCACCCAAGCAGAUCCCCUCAAAAUUCCAUGUGCGGCGACGACCUGAACAUGGCGAGGUUCCAUUAGGGUUUCCACUCGCACUGGUUAGGUGUGAGGAGAUCGCCGCCGUGUGCAUUCUUAGCAACUGGGGUUUAAUUGCUGGCUGCCUACUUGGAACCGACACGUAGACAAGAGACCGUAGCGUUGGCCAUGCAAUUCUAGCUUAGUGAAGCUUUGAAGGCAGCCUUGCUUCCGGUCACUAAAGCCGAGAGCCCGUUUUGUUGAAGCGGAGACUAUGAUCUCGUUUGCUGCUCUCUGCAUCAUGGGUCUCCAUGCGAACUGGUGGGUCGCUGCCCUUGGAAAAGAAACCUAAUCCCCAAUUUCAUUCGUUUUGUUUAAUUAUUUUUUUGUUUUACCCAUGUAAGGUUACGCUUCUAGUCUCGUGCAUCAAAGCCUGAACUGGGUCGCCAACUGGGUCGUUUCGAAUUCGACUAGACCAGGAUACUGUUCGUCGCGCAUGUGGUCCACUUAUUUUCCAGUGGCCGUGCCGACCAAAAGCAAGUUCCGGGUCUAUUCAGCGGCGAGAUAAGGCCGUGCGAGAUUUCCAUGCCCAUCUCACAUGGGCGUUAAAAAACCUCGGCCCCCACAGGAGACGCUCCGCGCAGACCGCGUGAAACAAGAAUUUAACACAAAAGUCGUGGACAGCUAGUGAUGAUGCAGCGGACUGAGUUACGCAUGCCCUGAAUUAGGAGCACUAAGCCAGGGGGAUUACGGAGCCUGCCCGCGCAUGGGACCAUACGAGAGCUUAUUAGACGGAUUACCACAACUAAUCGACGUGAAAUUGACCACUAGACAACAAUUCCACCGCGAUUGUCGUGCGUGGAGGGGUCGCAAAAUGUGCUGAGGCUCUGGCAAAUGUUGGAGUUCCGCUAAGCGAUGUGACGUUCGGCUUCGGCAACUUUUGGGGUGUAAUCCACUGAGUGUGUGACACCGGAUCAAAGUCGGUCAACAACGAUGGCUUGUUCACUUAACUGUCGACCGGCUGCCAGUGUUGGAAGAGCACUGGAAAUCAGGUGAGGGGGAGGAAGACGAACGGCAGAUGAUAGUGAGGGAGUCAUUCUGUGACAGUUGGGCUCCAACGUGGAAUGCACUUCAUUCAAUUCAGACUUGCAUGAAAAAUGCACACUUGGAAUUUGGAUUUUUUCAGUUGGACUUCCGACGAAGCCUUCUUUCGCGGUGAAUGCAACUCUAAAUGCUUUUAAAUUUCAUUCCGUACCUCUGUAUAUCAUCAGAGGCUCGGAAAACAGUUCAAUUGGUGACGGAGUUAGAAGGUGGCGAAGGAUAAUGUCAUGCAAAGCACUAUUCGAACGAAUAUAAUCACACUGGGAAUUGGCAUGUUAUAGAUAGUUGGUGAGAAAAUACCUGUGUCCAAUGAAAUAUCGGGGAGAAAUAUUAUCGAUGACACUCUUAAAACAGAGUCAUGGUUUUGUGAAGUCAAUCCGCGAUGAUAUAUUCGCAAUCUCGAGACAAACCCUCUUGGCUGCACCGUCGGAGGAAAGGGUGAGGGAUUCCCUAAGUACUUGAUGUUUUUGUUGCAAUUUUAGUAACGAUUUUUUUUGGGGUCCGGUUGAUUGGUUCCUAACGGAGGCACCCAAAUUGAGGACAGUAGGGGGCUGGGGUGGGGAUUACAUCAGCGAGAAAGUGAGCAACGAAAGCAAAUGAUCAGCAAUUAUAACCAAAUAGAGUCAGGAGCCAAGUAUCGCGGCGCAGCCAUAAAUGAGACAACCGGCUACCUCUCCCCUGGGCUUGCGAUCCCCACGCCUCCUCUCUCGCCACCUCCCCAGUACUAGUCCAACCACCCACCCUUUCUUUCCAGCCUUGCGGAUACAGGAUAACAUGAUCUAAUUUUAGGCUUCUUCCCAUCAACUAUCAAUUUAGUAUUGCUCAAUCCUCGUUAUUUGUCUUCGGGGCCCUGAUCUGUCCAGCAAUCCUCUCAGACAUCUUCAAGCACGAAUUCGAGCAGAUGAGAUUAUUGGGCAGCAGGAUCAUUGAAGCGCAGGGACAAUACCUGCUGGGGAUUGACGGUGAGCAGAUAUUAGGAACGAAAUGGGGUACCGACUAUAGAGCCGUGAAAAAUAUGAAUUGUAUUGUGUGAUUGGCAGCGUAGAAGAAACGUAUAAAGUCAGAGGCUUCAACACAGGAAGGAUAAACUGGUUUUGACACACAAUUCAGCGCGGUGUCAGAGCAUACGGUGACACUGCAGCAUUGGAUUGUAGAACAAAACUAGAGUAAGAAUGUGAGCUAUGUUUGAGCAACAGAGAUGCUUGAGGUGGAAAACCGUGUAGAUGCACAGGAGAGAAAGGUUGUUUUCUGACUAAGUACCUCUUCCAAUCAAGGUCUUGCAUAGCUUUUUGUCAGAAAUGGCCGCUGUGAUGUCUCGACUGGGGCAGGAGAGGUCUCCGAGUUUCUCCAAAUCUCGGCGCAUGCAGAAGGCACCUCCGGUGAGAAGUCCGAAAUCGGUAUUGUUGCCGGAGUCACCGGACAGUUCUACAGAGUCAAGCUCGCUUACUAGUUCGAUCCAAGGGGAGCAACUCGUGGAAUGCACUGGCUUUAGAAGCCCCAAGAAGAAGGAUAAAAGCAAGGCUACAUCCGAAGCAAGGCUUGAGCAAGUCGAUGAUUACACUUGUUUCAGGUUUGUGUCUAUUGAUCAGCUGAGUGACUUGCUUGUGGAGGUCGAAGAGGUUUCCUUUCAUCUUCACAAGCUCCUGUUCCUGUCAAGGAGCGGUCUUCUGUUCAGGCUUGCCUCACAGUCCUGCGACUCACAAAAAGCUUAUAUCAACUUGGUUGAUGUGCCUGGAGGAGCUGAAGCUUUCAUGCAGGUGGUCAAGUUCUGUUACGGCAUUGUGGAGGAACUCACGCCCACCAAUGUUGCCACUAUACUUUGCGUUGGGGAGUAUCUUGAGAUGGCGGAAGCCUUUGAGGAAGGAAAUGUUGUGAGCAAAGCAGAAGAUUAUCUCAACAUCGUGAUUCUGAAUUCUUGGCAGGAGUCCAUCAUUGUUCUUCAGUCUUGCGAGCUUCUCCUUCCCUGGGCUGCGGACAUGAAUCUUGUGAGGAGGUGCGCCGAGUCAGUUGCGGAGAAGGCAUGUACCGAUCCAAGAGGGGUUCGUUGGCAUUACUCUGGCAUGGAGAUGAGUUCCACAAUUAGCACAGUGUCCACAGUUACACUGGAGAGGUCGGUAGCUAAGGUUGCACCCCAAGAUUGGUGGUACGAGGACCUCUCACAUCUGACGAUUUAUUGUUUCAGUGAAGUAGUAGAGGCUAUCAAGCAGAAGGGCAUGGAUCCGGACCUUUUGGGAGGUGCUUUGGAGUACUAUGCCCAGCGCUGGCUUCCAGGGUUAGUAAAAGCAGAGCAACAAACUCUCUUGUUCAAAGGCACGAGCACUUAUAGUGAUAGUGUUGCAUCUACAAGAAGAAACUCACCGGCCUCUUCGCCCAGGAGAGGUGGAAGCUACUACAACUGCUCAACCAAAAGCAUUGGAGAUGACGGUCAGACGAAAUUGCAUGAAUCCAUAGCUGAGCAGAACGGGAACCGCUUCAUUCUUGAGGAGAUAGUGAGCAUGCUGCCGAUGAAGAAAGAUGCAGUUUCUUGCAGUUUCUUGCUUCGCAUGACACGUGCGGCUUACAUACUGAACUGCGACAUUGAAUGCAAGGCAGAUUUGGAACGAAGAGCUGGUCUUCAACUGGAUCAAGGGAGUUUGAGCGAUCUGCUUGUUCCUUGCUUCUCGCAUACUAGUGAGUAUUUGUACGAUAUCGACAUUGUGCGACGCAUCUUGGACCAUUUUCUCGCAAAUGAGCUGAAUGAUAAAUCUAUCUCUGGGAGCCCGAAGUCCUGUUCGGGUGAAAACAAAUCAACACGGAAUAUUCGUGAUGGGCUUCCUGCGAAAAAGCCACAACCAGCUCUGAAUUCGAGGAUAAAAGUAGCGAAGCUGAUUGACUCUUAUCUUGCAGAAGUAGCAAGGGACAGUAAACUCCCCUUAGCGAAAUUCCAAUUACUCGCUGAAGCCCUUCCCGAGGGUUCAAGAUUGAGUGACGACGGACUGUACAGAGCAGUAGACACAUACCUCAAGAUACAUCCUACCAUGACAGAACACGAGAGGAAGAGGCUAUGUCGCAUCCUCAAUUGCCAUCGCCUUUCACUUGACGCAUGCACGCAUGCCUCCCAGAACGAGCGCCUGCCACUCCGUUUCGUUGUCCAGGUACUCUUCUGCGAGCAACUCAAGAUCCGAAGCACUGUCACGGAAGUCAGCAACUCAGUGAAGGAGGAUCGUGCAAAUGCUGAUAAUGUCAGUGUCGCAUCACGAGAACCCACAGGCGCCGACUCGCAGCCAACUGCCAGCACCAGCGCCGAACUCCAAGAAAACGUCAAUCAAAUGGAAAUCAGAGCUUUACAACGUGAACUCGCAACCAUGAGAGUGAAGUGCAUUGACCUGGAGAGGGACCACAGCACCAUUCAAGAUCGAGUUGAGCAAAUAUCAAGAAUGUCCAGAGGACGCUCCUCCCCAUGGACUUCUGGAGCGUGGAAGAAAAUCAGCAAACUACAAUUAUUUAACCUCAAAGACCAUAAAGACGGAGGUGAUUCCAUUCGAACUGACGAGUCGCGGUCUAGCAAUCCCCGGAGGUGGAGAAACUCCAUAUCCUAGUUGCCAGAAGCCCUAGAAACCUCCAUGGUCAGUCUGUUCCCUCUUUAGUUUUUUUUAGCUUCAUUUUCUUGUUCUUUUCUUUUUUCUUUUUUCUUUUUCUUUCUCUCUAGCUGUCCCCUACAAAAGCCGAUCUCAUAGGUUUGUUCAUAUUGCCACACUCGUGCGUCUAGAGACCGGAUCCAAGAGUCGAAACCAGACGAAGGAAAAUCAAUCACGGGACGAAACCGAUGCCAAAGAAAGCGCAUAGGUUCGACAUGAAACCUGAUAUUUGAUGCCAAUGCACUGAGGGUUGAACUAUUCGUCGAUCCAGAUCUACCCAACUUUAAGUUAUAGCACACACUAGCAAGCGUUUCUCCGUGCACAUCCUCACGGCGAAACGCUUGAAUUGUAUAUACUAUCCUUGAGACCCGUAAAUCCCCUUCCUGGAGCGUUUGCUUCUAUCUACUCUGUCACGCUGACCAAGGCAAUGAAUUGGUGUGUCCUCUCGUCUUCUAUUUCGAAACCAUGCCUGGAGCAAGGCGAAGAUAUCAUCCCGUGUGGAAUACUUUCUCAAUGUGGGGAAUUAUGUCGAACCUUAUUUUCAAUGGAUAAUUGAAUUUCACAUGGUGAAUUAAAA
This is a messenger RNA of Physcomitrium patens, 5518 nucleotides long. RefSeq names its product root phototropism protein 3. The record is from RefSeq and is a predicted model, not a curated record. Gene Ontology annotation, molecular function: protein binding. NCBI's taxonomy places the organism in Eukaryota, Viridiplantae, Streptophyta, Bryopsida, Funariales, Funariaceae.